Chironomus riparius is the source of this 1780-nucleotide messenger RNA. The record is from the annotation of a GenBank genome assembly. NCBI's taxonomy places the organism in Eukaryota, Metazoa, Arthropoda, Insecta, Diptera, Chironomidae.
AUAGUUUUUAACAUUAUUUGAUAAAAGGAUGAGGUUGAUCAUCUCGAUACUACUUCUCUUACUAAGUCUUCUUGGUUAUUCUAAAGGAUUUGACUACGAUGAGGAUGAUAUAAGGACGCUAGUGAAACGACAAGCUAAUUAUUAUAAUAAUUAUGAUUAUAAUGCAGAAACCACAACGAUAGCUACAACGAAGAAGAAACUUAUAAAGAAAUGUCCAACAAAUGCUGCGGGAAAAAGAAGUAAGAAAUUAAAAUUGAAAAAGUUUGCAUCUUUAUGACUCAAAAAUUAAAUCCUUGACAGUUAAAUGCAAAAAGAAGAGAAAGAAGACAACGACAACAACAACAUCCACAACAGAACAACCUUCGGGAAUUCCACAAUCUUAUUGGCGAGGACCAUCAGGGAUCAAUCCAAUUUCAUUUUUCCUUGGACCAGGAACUUUAUAUUCUAAUACCAGUCCAUCAAAUGGAACAACAAUUAUGUCGACGAAAUCUACUUCAACUAGUAGUCCAAUCAAGUCUACGAUUCCAGUAUCGAGCUUUGGAGGUAAUUUUGUGGGAUUGCCUAUGAUGCUAGGUGGAUUACUUCCUACUGGUAGUCCAAUAAAUUCUUCUAUUCCGCAUAUGCCAGCUGCUUUAGUAUCUGGCCCUUCCCUUAACUUAUCUGCACCUGGUGAAUUCACUAGACUCAGUCCUGCUGGUGCUAUGCAGAUAGGAUUUUUACCAAAAAUCAUGAAAUCACUUAAUGCUUCAACUUCAAUUAAUGAUGAUCCAAUAGUUUCAGGAUCGACAACAACCCCUUUGAGUCUGACGACAACUGGAUUGAUUUCUAAGCUUGGAAAUUUGACUGCCACAACUGCAUCAUCUGGGUCUGCUACAUCAUUAAAACCAGCAGGACUGUCAAACGUUACAAAUUCAAUUUCCACCACUUCAAUAGCUUCAUCUUCUACAACCAAAAUUGUACCUUCUUAUCAGACUACAACUAUUCUUUCAAACCUUACUACUGUGCCUUCAAAUAUGGGAUCUCUUCUUGGAAGAGUCGGAAUGCCUUUUGGAAUGGGUUCUUUACCAGAAAAUGCAAAAGUGGUAUCUACGACAGUCUUUCCGUCGACUACAGUAGCUUUUACACAAUCUACAUCAGCAUUGCCUAUCCAGACAACUGCUUCUACUUCUUCGACUAUGGGAUCACUUUUUGGAAGAGCUGGAUUGCCUUUUGGGCUUGGGUCAUCAUCAACCAUUACAACAGCAGUUCCUACAUCUGUUUUGCCAAUAUUAGGAAUCUCUCCUACUCAGUCUACUGUUCCUGUACCAACUUCAUCUUCUCUUACAACUAAAUCAAGUUCAUUACAGCUUGAUGGGUCUAUUGUGGCUUCUUCAACUAGUUUUCCUUCAAGUACCUUUGCUAACACAGCUACCACUUUAAAUAAUUCUGUAACAACUAUUGGAUCAGCCGUAAAUGGAACAUUGACAACGAAAAGCAACGCCUUGACAUCAAAAAAAUCCAAAAAGACUACCAAAAAGAAAAGACGCAAGAAGACUAAAAAGUCAACCAAAAAGAACCAGUCAAAGAAGACGACCAAAAAAGCUAAAAAUCAGCAAGUCAAUAAAGAGAAUGCGAAUGGAACAAAAAAACAAAAUUGAAGUAUUUUUUAAGAUGAAUCACAAGUGUCAGUAACUUGCAAAACAACACAGUACAAUGAAUCAGCAAUAAUCUACUAAAUUACAAAAUCAAGUUCGAAGCUUUCUUUAAAGGUCGAGUGUAGACGUAAUAAAAUAUAUCAAAC